Prunus avium (sweet cherry) is the source of this 1413-nucleotide messenger RNA. Lineage: Eukaryota; Viridiplantae; Streptophyta; Magnoliopsida; Rosales; Rosaceae. The record is from RefSeq and is a predicted model, not a curated record.
AUGAGCAGCAGCUCUACGGACACAGAGAACAUGGAGAACAUGCAGACAUAUUUGUUCAAAAUCACCAUAACUAGCCAAUGGAAAGAAGUUGUUGCAAUCUAUAGGCUAGACCCUCGGGCUCGCGAGGCAAAGAUCACAGAGUCAGGUGACACAGCACUACACGUAGCGGUGUCCGAUGGCCAAGAAGAGCAUGUUGAGGAGCUAGUAAAACUCAUCUCCACAAACGAGCUGCAACUUCGAAAUGAGCGGGGAAACACCCCUCUCCACAUUGCAGCAGCCAUGGGGAAUGUGAGAAUGUGUGAGUGCAUUGCCAAGCAUCAUCCCUUGUUGGUUUAUGCUUUCAACAAAGAAAACGAGACCCCUCUCUUCUUGGCUGCUCUGCAUGGUAAAAAAGCUGCCUUCUUGUGCCUGCACUACGUUUGCAGCCUUCAUGAUGAUCAGCAGCGCUACAAAUAUUGUAGGAGGAAGGACGGCAAUACAAUCUUGCAUUGCGCAAUUGCUCGGGACUACUUUGAUUUGGCAUUUCAGAUAAUUGACCUGUAUGAAGAACUAAGUUUUUAUGUAAACGAGGAAGGAAACUCCCCUCUCCAUCUUCUUGCAAGUAAACCUUAUGCCUUCGCAAGUGGCAGCCGGCUUGGGCCGUGGGACCAAAUCAUUUACUACUAUAUAAAUGUUGAUCAGCUCAAAAGGGCGGAACGACCGGGUCACUGGGAUGACGAUCAGAGAAAGAUCAAGACAUUCAAAGAUGAAAAGGAUCCCAUAUAUCUAGAGAACUAUCAAACGUGCAUCAACUUUAUUCGGUUGUUGUGGCAUAUGGCUCAAGUUCUUGUUACCAAACACGAUAAGGGCGAAAGCCGGAAAAAUUCAGCAGAUGCAGAGAACCCUGCAGGUGCAGGACCUAAUGCUCUGAACAGAGGAAAUCCAGGAUCCCAAUCAAAUGAUGGAACACGACGACAUCGAUCAUUGCCCGGACAUUAUAUCACCUGCUUUGAGUUUGUCAAGCUUUUCUUAAAGGCAGUAUUGCAGAUUCUUUUCGGAUGGGGGCCUAAGGAGAUAAAAAAGAUAAGGGCAAUGAAGGAAAGGCACAAAUGGUCAAUUCAGAUCAUGAAUGAACUACUAAAACGUGGUUUGAUGUAUGCGUACGAAAACAAUGGUAUGCAUCCACAGACAGCGCCAUCCCACAAAAACGACAAUGAUGAUCAAGAAACAUGGCCUUAUGAAAUUGUCGAUCAAUAUGGUGACCAAGUUGUCACCCUCGGAAGCAUUAACGUUAACAAUCAGCCCAUUAUGAAUCCUCCCCCACAACCACAAGAUGAUAAUAAGCCAAAUAAUGGUAAAAAUAUAUCUCACGAUUUGUGUGAAUUUGAUACACCAUAUCAGUAUGUCACGUGCUAUAUCGGAUACACUCAAUAA